AUGCAAUGCAGUUGGCUUCCUCUCCUAUUCAUCCCGACCAACGCCUCGCCUGCCUUCAUAUUCCUCUUCUUCAUCUGCACGUACUUCCUCAAUCGGCCAUGCGUGUACUGCUCCAUCCUACUCCUUAUUCUCUUCCUGACCUCGUGCAACUGGUCCGACCGAUGCUUCUUCGAUCUUGGCAGUAACUGGUUCCUCCCGCGUCCGAUAACACCGGACGUAGCUUUUACUUCGCCGUCAGGGGAGGACCUCACGUUCAACUCGACCGUCCUCGAUAUGGCCAACACUACGGUCGCGGCCAUCAUAAAAUCUGCUAGUGAUGAUCUAGCUGCCAGGAGGGCCGAGUGGUCGGGCUUGGGGAUCGAGUGGCUUAGAAACUUACUGGGGAAGAGGGAGUGGAGGAUCGAUUGUAUGGAUGUCUAUAUCAGGCUUUGA
This is a messenger RNA of Fusarium verticillioides 7600, 432 nucleotides long. RefSeq lists its product as hypothetical. The transcript has a single exon. The record is from RefSeq and is a predicted model, not a curated record. Lineage: Eukaryota; Fungi; Ascomycota; Sordariomycetes; Hypocreales; Nectriaceae. Bases 1 to 432 code for a protein of 143 amino acids.